This is a messenger RNA of Quercus lobata, 1128 nucleotides long. RefSeq lists its product as uncharacterized. The coding region runs from base 1 to 1128 and encodes 375 amino acids. Gene Ontology annotation, molecular function: catalytic activity. Lineage: Eukaryota; Viridiplantae; Streptophyta; Magnoliopsida; Fagales; Fagaceae. The transcript has 3 exons. The record is from RefSeq and is a predicted model, not a curated record.
AUGGUGAGCUGUUUUGCUUCUAUCAAGGAGCUAGGCAAAGCAACGCCCCUUAAGGUGUUUAGGGCAGGAAGGUCCCCGUCACCCCCACUCAGCUAUAUGAUUACAAGCUCCAGUACGGAGAUGCCAGACAUGGAUAAUGGAGAUGAUAUGAUGGUCCAAUCAAACGCAACCGUGGAGGAAAGGCCAAAUGAACCCCAUCGAAUGAAUCUUGACCCAGAUCCUCUCAGAGGUGCCUUCAACCCAAAUUUUCAUAGUCUUGUCUCUGAUUUGAUUCGUAAGCAUUAUCCUGCAAUCUUGGUCAUCAUGGAAACAAAAGUUAGUGGAGACAGAGCCAAAAGUAUUGCAGAUUGGCUCCCCAUGGAUGGGGCAAUUUUGGACUUUACCCAAGUGGAAGUUACAAAGCUCUCUACCACAGGGCAAGAGGUCCAUGCAUUGGUGACUCUCAACACCCCCAACUCCGUGGGUCCUUGGCUCCUCUUUGCAGUCUAUGCUAGCCCGAAAAUUGUUGAAAGGCAACUUUUAUGGGAUAAUCUAUCUAUUAUUUCCAGUCUUCAUGCGUUACCCUGGGUUAUCGUAGGGGAUUUUAAUGAAGUACUAGUUGGGGAAGAUAAGUUUGGAGGCAGAACGGUGAAUAUCAAUAGAGCUCUCAGAUUCCAGGAGUGCCUUAAUACCUGCAAGAUGAUUGACAUCGGCUUUUCUGGUGCAUGCUAUACAUGGUCAAAUAAUAGGUCUCUAAUGCAGCUUGUUCAAGAGAGGAUAGACCGUGUUUUCAUAAAUGCUGAAUGGAAUGCUCUCUUUCUGAAAGCUUGUGUUGAGCACCUUGAAAGAGGCCAUUUAGAUCAUUGUCCAGUCAAGCUGCAUUGGGACAGAGCUCAAGGCAUCUGGCAAGAUUGGCCUUUUAGAUUCCAGCCAAUGUGGCUCUCCCACCCUUCCUUCCCGGACAUAGUGAGAGAUGCCUGGGCAAAUCCUAGCUCCUUAUUGCACUCAGUCUCCAAGUUCACUAAUAAAGCUAAGGUUUGGAAUAGGAAUGUGUUUGGAAAUUUGUUCCAUCAGAAAAAGCGUAUCCUUGCUAGACUUAGGGGUGUUCAAAUUGCCCUCUCUAAUAACCCCAACAACUUCUUAGUUUGA